This is a messenger RNA of Cladophialophora immunda, 372 nucleotides long. RefSeq lists its product as uncharacterized. The coding region runs from base 1 to 372 and encodes 123 amino acids. Lineage: Eukaryota; Fungi; Ascomycota; Eurotiomycetes; Chaetothyriales; Herpotrichiellaceae. The transcript has a single exon. The record is from RefSeq and is a predicted model, not a curated record.
AUGACGAGUCUUAUCCAGUAUUCUGAUGCAGAUAAACUCAAACAACCAUUCAUGCAUUUCCUGACUUUUGUUUGGACUGACAGCUUCGUUCCAUGUCUGGUCGCGACAUUGCUAACGAUCGAGUCUUCCAGAUCUUACGUGACGGUUCAAGUACGUUACAGCCCUGUCAACGCCCCUCCAGUCAUUCAUACCUAUGAUGAACCGACGCAUCCAAAAGACAAGCAUAUGUCCAAGUCGACUCAUAUCGACCAAGACGAGACUGUCAAGCCUGAUACAUAUCUCCGUCAAUAUCUUAUCCCAAGCCCUGUCAAGGGGGAUGCUGACAACGACUCCACACAGGUUCACUUGGAUAGAUUUUUCUCAUGUGAGUGA